Molecule: messenger RNA, 1129 nt
Organism: Ostrinia furnacalis (Asian corn borer)
Lineage: Eukaryota; Metazoa; Arthropoda; Insecta; Lepidoptera; Crambidae
Product: beta-1,3-glucosyltransferase-like
Exons: 6
Coding region: 1-1104 (367 amino acids)
Cellular component (GO): membrane
Molecular function (GO): glycosyltransferase activity
Source: RefSeq, a predicted model, not a curated record
AUGGCGCAGGCCGCGCCCGCGCCCCAUCGCACCCACUCCUUCGCGAAGAAGACCUUCCACAAGCCCACGUACUGCCACCACUGCUCCGACCUGCUGUGGGGCCUCAUCGGGCAGGGCUACGGCUGCGAAGGUACGCGUCGCGCAUGCGCCCCGUGCGCGUCGAUACCGGCUCCGCGCGCUCCGUCCGGCACGACCAGCGUUAUGCAACGGGGCCCGGCGUCCGGCGUCCGGCGUCCGGCCCCGGGCGUGUCCGGCGGGUCGAUACGCCCCCGGCGCCGCCUGCCGACCCUCGGCGCCCUGCACGCGCGCGCUGGCCGUGCCCGAGACGUGCACUUGAAAUUUCAAGGACGCCGUCGCCGGCACGGCUGGUCACCCCACCUGGGCAGCGCCAUUCCGGAGGAGUCCAUAUUCUUCGCGGUGAAGACGUGGAGCGGAUUCCACGGCACCCGCGCGCGAGUGGUCAAGAAGACUUGGGGAAGAUACGUCACGCAUCUGCAGUUCUACAGCGAUAAGGAUGAUCCGUCCCUGCCAGCCGUUGACACAGGGAUACCAAACUCCAAGACCGGGCACUGCUUAAAAACAGUGGCCAUCUUGAAGCAAGCGCUCAAGAGGGUGUACAAACUGCCGCAUAUCAAGUGGAUAUUCUUGGCGGAUGACGACACGAUUCUAGGGGUCCAAAGACUAUGUGAAGUGUUGAGUUGCUACCGUGGCGGUUCAGACAUAACCAUACUUGGGGAGAGGUAUGGAUACGGCUACGGGAAGAAAGAAACUGCUGCCAAGGGUUACGACUACAUCACGGGCGGGGGCGGCACUGUGCUAAGCAUCGGCGCAGCGCAAGAGUUAUCCCAAUGUGCCUGCACAGCGCUGACGGCUCCUGAUGAUAUGACUCUGGGCGCCUGCGCCUCGCUGCGAAGAAACAUCACCGCGACACAUUCACCGCUUUUCCACCAGGCGAGGCCUCAAGACUACCCGCGCGAGGUGUUAGCUCGAGAUCGGCCUGUGUCCUUCCAUAGACAUUCCACGCCCGACCCUCUCCGAGUAUACGCGACUUGGUUCCAACACGACGACCUGGCGCUGAAACGCUGGAGACGGGACGAGCUGUGAGAGUGAGAGGAGAUAUUAUAAGAUA